Messenger RNA from Closterium sp. Naga37s-1, 1752 nucleotides. The record is from the annotation of a GenBank genome assembly. Lineage: Eukaryota; Viridiplantae; Streptophyta; Zygnematophyceae; Desmidiales; Closteriaceae.
AUGGCGAGUCACAGCACUUCGACCCUGCCUAGUAACAGCAGCGCUACCAUCACCGCGCCGGACGGGACGUCAGAGUCUCUCGCCGCCGCUCUUUUCGCAUUGGACGACCUCCCUUCGCCGCUCGCUUCGCUGCACGCCACGCUCCCGCCGCCGCCGGCUGCGCCUGCUUCUCGGAGUUCACUCCCCGAGGAGUCAAGAGCCCGCUUCGGCUGGUCCCCAGCCGGCCCUCGCGGGUUUCCCGACGAGGGGUUCGCGCUACUGCACGCCGAACCUCACGCCGAACCGCUGAACGAGCGUCUUGCCGAGCCUCGGAUGACCGCUGUGGGCGGAACGGAGCCGGCUGGUGAAGCGGCCGCGCCGGCGGGGCUGGGAUUGCUGACAGGGCUGACAGGGCCUGCUGAAGCUGCUGCAGCUGUGAUGCAAGGAGCGGACGGUGAGCCCAUCUCGGCGCCUGCAGCACGCUCUCCGCAGCUGCAAGAGGCUGCAGGAGCAGCUAAGGCAAGGAAAGAGGAGGUGGCUUUUGACGCGACUCAAAAGUCGGUAGCAGUAGCAGCUGCAGUCGCAGCAGCAGCUGUAGCAGAGGCAAGGAGGGAGGAGGCGAGGAGGGCGCAGGCUGUGCUGUCGAGCCGUGUGAUGGCGACUCUGCAGAUGGGAGCAGGCAGCGAGGACGAGAGGCGGCAGCUGCUGGCCCUCCUGCUGGCGCUGAAGCAGGUGGAGGAGCAGCAGGAGCAGCAGGCGCAGCAGCAGACGCAGCAGAAGCUGAGGCAGAACGCACGGAAGAGACAGAGGCGGCAGAGGGCGAUGGGAGGUCAAGAGAUGUUAGGGAACCCUAUAUCGCCGCAAGUGCAGCAGCAGGAGCAGCAGCGGCAGCCUGAGCAGCAGGAGCAGGAAGGAAGGAAUGAGGAGCACCGGUUCUUACCUGGCUCGCCUUUUCUCGCGGGAGCAAGUCCUGACCUCCACGGUGUAGGUGUAAUGGGACGCAUGGACGGGCGGGGAGGGGAGAGGAGCGGCAGUGGUGGCAGCAGUGGUGGUGGCAGCGGUAUCGCCAGUGGUAUUGGCAACGGUGUUCGGAACGACCCAGAUUUUUCACUGCGUGGUGUUGGGAAUGACGUCGAUUUUUCACUGCGUGGUGUUGACAAGAGCCUCACCAGUGCUCUGAGUAAUGAGAUUCGUUUUAACGCAAUGCGUGCGCAUGGCAUCAACAGUGGCGUUUUCAGCGGCGCUGCUGUGAACGUUGCGGGUGCGAAUGUUGGCGACGGUGGGAGGAAGAGGAGAAGCCCCGAGGCCCCGGAUGACCGCGCUACAGCCGCUCUCCAGUGGCAGCACGGCAGGCCGACCCCCGGCAACGGCUGCUACAGCCGCAGUGUGCUCGGACAUGCGAAUCAGAGUGGUGUACUGGAUGGCAUGCUCUUGAGGGAUGCAGACGCAGCGCCAGAGGGGGCAGCACCGGCACACUCUACUUUCGCUCUCGAGGCAGCGUUGGCUUGGCGGGCACAGGUACGGGAGGUGAACGCUCGGCACGCACAGGCUCGGGCGGUGCAGGUUCGGCAGGCACAGGCAUGGGUGGUGCAGGCUCGGCAGGCGGUCCAGCAACUAGCAGCAGUGGGCAAGUGGGUGGGGAAGAAGGCACAGAAGGCAUGCGAGGCAUGCAAGGCAUGGAAGAAAUGGAGGGCACGGGUCAGUGGCAGUCUGAUGAAGACCUUGGGGAAGCGGCGCUUGCACAACAGCCAGAGUGGGGCUCAGAUGGCCUAG